AUGGUCAGGCUGAAAACCCGAUAUCUGCUUUUUGAGCUCCUUUUCCCCGACAGUUUAGACCUUGCACAUCCUCAUGAAUCCCUGAGACAAACCAAAUCCAAAAUCGAGUAUCGUAAAGUAGCUGACGCCUUCAAACAGGCGGUUUUGGAGCAUUCAGGCGAACAAGGCUUGGGAAGCGUGCAGAGCUCGUUAUUAGUGAAGUACUUUAGCCCUGCUACAAUGACGGGGGUUUUAAGAGUGAGCCGAGAAUACUAUCGAAUUGUUCAGGCCUCACUGUCGUAUAUCACAGAGAUCGACAACCAACGGGUAAUUGUCAAGAUUGCAAAAGUUUCCGGCACCAUCAAGAAAAGUCAACAGGCUGCCAUUGCCAAAGACAAGGCAUAUAUUGAUAUUAUUGCAGCUGACACCGCUUCUACAAUCGGCUACAACUAG
This is a messenger RNA of Wickerhamiella sorbophila, 432 nucleotides long. RefSeq names its product Ribonuclease P/MRP protein subunit POP5. The record is from RefSeq and is a predicted model, not a curated record. The coding region runs from base 1 to 432 and encodes 143 amino acids. Gene Ontology annotation, molecular function: ribonuclease P RNA binding. Gene Ontology annotation, biological process: tRNA 5'-leader removal. The transcript has a single exon. NCBI's taxonomy places the organism in Eukaryota, Fungi, Ascomycota, Dipodascomycetes, Dipodascales, Trichomonascaceae. Gene Ontology annotation, cellular component: ribonuclease P complex.